Closterium sp. NIES-67 is the source of this 2327-nucleotide messenger RNA. Lineage: Eukaryota; Viridiplantae; Streptophyta; Zygnematophyceae; Desmidiales; Closteriaceae. The record is from the annotation of a GenBank genome assembly.
CAGGGAAGGAACUAGUGCCAGCUUUUCUUCUAAGAGGGACACCAGAAAUAGGAGCAGCGAUUUAGACCAACACUCAGGGCGAAGCUCUGUGUUACUCUUCGUUUGCGCCUCCACUGCUUGGUGUCACUGUACUCUUACUUUUCGUCCCUGUCACUUCCCGCCAAUCAUCACUUCAGACGUUUCGAAUGAUCCUCCAGCCGCACACCACCAGUUGACUCGAGUGGUCGUGUCGAGUCGAGUCGCCUCCUGAAAUAGGGGCAUCUUUGUUUUAUUUCUCUAACUUUUCAGGGCUGAAGCAUGGUGUCGCCGCCGCAAUCGGGCGUGUAGGACGAUUUUUCCUGUGUUUUUUUUUGUUGUCCGGCGUUAGGUUACGAUGGAGCUAGCAGCGCGAGCCAGCAGCGCUGAGUGCCCGAUUAGCAGCGCUGGACAGUUACAUCCAGGAUAUCGUAGCUGAGCGUCGAGGCUUGAGACGACUCAGAAGCCUCCUCGUUUCCGAAGAACGAUACCGGAUUCCUCCUGAGGAAAUAAAAUCGCAAUCUUGGUGUUGAGACUAUCGAGCAGAGCCGAGGAUGUCCGAUUGUGGUCGCAGUGAAGGGGCAGGCGGAGAGGGAACGCAUGCAACUGAUCAGGUGUCCGAUUUCUCACUUCCUUCCCGUCCUGCGUCUGCUCAGCAACAACAGCAGCAGCGACCAGAUAUCCCAGCAGCAGCAACAGGCCUGGCGUCCGAACCUGCGGUUGGCUCGGCAUCCGAGCCUAGGCCGUCGGAGAGGCCGUCCAAACGGCAGGUGGUGGAUCCGAAGCUUCAGCAGGAGAUGGUGGCGCUGAAGCAGGCGCACCCCAUCCUCACCAGCGUGCAUAUCGCGCGCGCUUUUGAGUCGACUCAAAAGCAGUCGAAGCGGCCGUCGAAGCGGCAGGUGAUAGAGCCGAAGCUUCAGCAGGAGAUCGCCGCUUUGAAGCAGGCGCACCCCGUCCUCACCAGCGCGCAUAUCGCACGUGCAGUCUCUAAACUAUACGGCGUGCCGAUUAAAGAGUCGCAGGUGGAGAUGAUUAUCCUCAGAUCCACUGUAGACCACCAGUUCGUUAAGAAAAACUGGACCAAGGGGAAGCGUACUCGUUAUAAGAACGCGCCGCUGGAGGAGGCGCUGGUGCGGUGGGUGCGGGAGACGAGGGAGAGGGCGGACUCCGACCCGGCGAAUAUAAUCAAAGGGGUUAAAAGGCGUUUCAAGUUUAGGGAGAUCCAGGAGUAUGCGAUGAAGUUAGGACCGUCCUAUGGCAUACCGGCCUCCUUUAGGUUCAGUGGGGAUUGGCUUAAGAAGGUUUUACAAGAGAAUGGCUUGAGUAGGAAAGGAGAGGAGAUAAGCAGGGAAGGAGGUGAAGGCUCGGGGAAUGAUGAAGGGUUCGACCAAGGCGGGAGCCCAGGCUCGGAAAAUCCCAAGCUGAAACGGGCGUACGCUCGGAGCGAGAUUCCCUUUGAGAUCCGGCUUCGGUACGAGAUUGCUGUGGUUAAGCGCGCACGGCCGCACUUAGAGAAUAAGGUGAUUGCCGCUGCUAUUAGGGCUAAGUACGGAGUGGAAAUGACCCCGAGGGCGAUUAGGAAGAUAGGGGAGGAGAGUGAUAAGUGGUUCAGGCUGGCUGCUGGGGCCGUGGAUGAUCCGGAGCAAUCUCGUAUGGAGGAGGCUUUAGCAGAGUGGGUGAUUAUAGAGGAGGAGACUGAAAAGAGGGAGGUUACUCGGGAGGAGAUUAUAGCGCAGGCGAAGGAGAUCGGGCCGGGGUUUAAACUGAGGAGGGAGUUUAGGUACGGGAAGACGUGGGCGACCGGGUUCAUGAAGAGGUUUGGGCUGCUGCUGCUGUCGGAGACUAGUACCAAGGAUGAUAAUACCGAGGAUGGGGGAGGAGAGUAUUGGGAGGAGGAGGAGGAGGAGGAGGAGGACGGCGGGGAUGGUGAUGGUGAGGCAGGUGGGGAUGAUGGUGGGUUGGUCAGCUUUGUGAAUCUGCAGAUGCGAGCGGCUGACCGCGCUGCCAGGCAGGUGCUGCACGAGACAGCAGGGGCAGGAGGCUUAGGUGCAGCAGUAGCGGGUGCACAAACGGACACAGAAGGAGCGAAGGAGAGAGGAGUGGAGAGGGCGGAGAGAGAAGGGAAGAAGAUAAAGAGGGAGGGAAGAGAGAUGAGGAAAUGAGAAGAGAUGAGGAGGUGAUGAGAGAGGCAUUCGACACGACUAUACUGGAUGAGCGGGAGGAAACAGAGGGAGGCGAGGUGGAGCCGACUGUACUGGACGAGGUGGAGGAAGUAGAGGAAGUAGAGGAAGUAGAGGAAGUAGAGGAAGUAG